This is a messenger RNA of Neogale vison (American mink), 4452 nucleotides long. RefSeq names its product tripartite motif containing 16 (gene TRIM16). The transcript is spliced from 6 exons. NCBI's taxonomy places the organism in Eukaryota, Metazoa, Chordata, Mammalia, Carnivora, Mustelidae. Gene Ontology annotation, molecular function: protein binding; zinc ion binding. The coding region runs from base 207 to 1868 and encodes 553 amino acids. The record is from RefSeq and is a predicted model, not a curated record.
UAGCUGCCGCGUCGUCACAGCCGCUGGCCGCCGUCCAAACUGGAUCGGAGUAAUGACUAACUGAGCUUCCUCCCGCAGGGCGGAAACAGUUAAACUCCUGUGACAGCUGCAAUCAUCAAGGCGUGGCUUUCUUGUCUGACUUGGGCCGCACAAGAUCCUGGGACAAGGGGCAGAGGAAGGACGGCUCCGGCUCCAGAGUCUUCCAGAUGGCUGAGUUGGAUCUGAUGGACCCAGGGCCACUGCCUGGGAUCCCGGCUCACCCUCUGGCCACUGUCAGCCCAGACCCUGGGUCAGGCAGCCUGGCGGAAGAAGAGGACAUGGGAUCCCUGGGGAGCCCUCAGGCGGAGAUGGAGGGACAGGGCAGUGACUCUGCAGGACAGGGGGAUCCUGACGGUGAGGGGGAGGCAGAGAUCCUAUGUGACUUCUGCCUUGGUACUGGCAGGGUGAAGGCGGUCAAGUCCUGCCUGACCUGCAUGGUGAAUUAUUGUGAGGAGCACCUGCGGCCUCACCAGGAGAACAGCAGACUGCACAGCCACCAGCUGACCGAGCCCGUGAAGGACCGGGACCUGCGCACCUGCCCUGCCCACCACAGCCCACUGGUCGCCUUCUGCCGCCCCGACGGGCAGUGCAUCUGCCAGGAGUGUGGCCAGGACGAGCAUAAGGGCCAUUCCUCGGUUUCCUUGGAUGCUGCCCGGAGGGACAAGGAGGCUGAGCUUCGGGACACCCAGUUAGAGCUGGAACGGAAGCUGAAGUUGAAUGAAAACGCCAUCGCCAGGCUCCAAGCCAAUCACAAAUCCGUUUUGCUGUCGGUGUCAGAGGUGAAGGCGGUGGCUGAGGAGCAGUUUGGGGAACUGCUUGCCGCCAUGAGGAAGGCCCAGGCCGACGUGAUGCUCUUCUUGGAGGAGAAGGAGCAAGCGGCUCUGAGCCAGGCCAACGGCAUCAAGACGCACCUGGAGCACCGGAGUGCACAGAUGGAGAAGAGCAGGCAGGAGCUGGAGAGGAUUGCUGCCAUCAGCAACACCGUCCUGUUCCUGGAGGAGUACUGCAAGUUUAAGAACACUGAGGACAGUGCCUUCCCUAGUGUUUACAUUGGACUCAAGGACAAGCUCUCGGGCAUCCGCCGGGUCAUCACAGACUCCACGGUGCACUUAGUUCAGUUGCUGCAAAACUACAAGGAGAAGCUCCAGGAUUUCUCCAAGGAAGAGGAGUAUGAUAUCAGCACUCAAGUGUCUGCUGUUGUCAAGCGCAAAUAUUGGACCUCAAAACCUGAGCCCAGCACCAGGCAGCAGUUCCUCCAAUAUGCAUGUGACAUCUCUUUUGACCCGGACACGGCGCACAGGUAUCUCCGGCUGCAGGAGGACAAUCGCAAGGUCACCAACACCACGCCCUGGGAGCACCCCUACCCGGACCUCCCCAGCAGGUUCGUGCACUGGCGGCAGGUGCUGUCUACACAGAGCCUUUACCUGCACAGGUACUAUUUCGAGGUAGAGAUCUUGGGAGCGGGCAGUUAUGUUGGCCUGACCUGCAAAGGCAUCGAUCGGAAAGGGGAGGAGCGCAAUGGUUGCAUUUCUGGAAACAACUUCUCCUGGAGCCUCCACUGGAACGGGAAGGAGUUCACAGCCUGGCAUAGCGACACGGAAACCCCGCUCAAAGCCAGCCCUUUCCGGAGGCUGGGGAUCUAUGUGGACUUUCUGGGAGGGAUCCUCUCCUUCUAUGGGGUAGAGCCCGAUGCCAUGACUCUGAUACACAAGUUUGAGUGCAAGUUUUCAGAGCCGGUCUACCCUGCCUUCUGGCUUUCCAAGAAGGAAAACACCAUUCGGAUCGUGGAUCUGGGGGUGGAGCCUGAGAAGCCCAUGCCAGUGGGCUGAGAAGCCCGGAGCGUCCACCAAGGCUGCGCCCUAGACCCCAGACUCUUGCUGACCACAAAGACCAGCCAGCCGCUUGCAUCUUAAGGGGGACUUGGGGAUGGAAAGGUCUGCCAGUGGCUUUAGGAAUCACGUGGGUUCCUGCACGAAGGGAGAGGUCUCUGGCUUUCCCCUUUUACUUCUGCUGUGCUGUUCUCCGUGUUCUCUACUCCUUAGGCACCUAUACCCCGUUUCUCAUCUUCUAGUGAUGUUCUCCUCUCUGCUCAGGUGAAUGUCACACUGUGCCCAGGUUUGGUGCCCAGGAAUCUUCAGCACGAUCACAGAGAUUGCAGAGUAAUCAGAAUCAAUUGCAGACUCUAUUUUGUGUUGCCUACGCCCCAGACACUGUUCUGGAUGCCGCAUGGCCAUCGACUCCCAACUUCACGGUGGCUCCCUGGGGGUCCAGGCUCCCAUCAUCCUCAGUUUACAGAUGGGGAACCCGUGGCCCCGGGGUGGGGGGAUGGUCAGUGAACUUGCUCAAAGUCAUUGCAUUCACACGGUGAGCCAGUGGCAGAGCUGGAGUUGGAAUUUGGGCAGCUGAUGCAGAGAUUUUUAACCACUACACGAUGCUGCCCUCCUCAUUCCAUCCUGGGUGUUGUGCGUAAGGGGAUAAGCUACAUGAUGAACUCCUCAGCAUGGACGUCGAGCCUCUUAAACCCUCCGUGCCUUCGCGUCCACUCCGUCUGGGCCAGCUAGCAGCUGAGACCUCACUACCUCACCCCGCAGCUCAUCGGAUUUUUGGAUAGCGACGAUGCUAAGAAAUGUCUUCCCGGAGUUGGAGUCUUAGUCCUCAUGACCUCAGGGGAGGGUCUCACCUCAAGAUGUGGACUUGUCCCAUCUCUCAUUCAGAGGACCGCCCUUCAAAUACUUGGAGGCAGUUCUCACGCGUACCCUCCAGGAAAGUCGUCUUGUUUUCACACUACAUUUCCCACUUUCCUUCAUAACUUCUGGGUCGUUUCCUGUGAACCGCGUCAGGCAAGUCUCCUCCUCUGUCCGUCUGAUGGUCCUUUCUCAAGAGUACAUUGCUUUGAGUCACUUACUUUGUUCCCAGAGACCCUGCCCUCUCUAUUCGUGUCCUAGGAUUUAUACAGAGUAGGAUUUGAAUUGUUUUUAUCAGAUGUUUUGAAAUUUGAAUUUUACUGAGUUCAUUUUUUUUUUUUUUACUUGAAUUUAAAAUUUCACAGCAUCAUUGCUCUGCUCACCGAGAGGCUUUUGAUUCUUGAUUCUGGAGUCCGUAGAUGAGUGCUCCUUCCUAGCGUGGUGUCCCCCACAGAGCCGGUCAACUUUCCUAAUUAAUCUUAUUGAUACCUAUUGAUGAGGGGAGGGUCAAAUAGGGAAUCUGGCACCCCCCCCCAGUCAAUGCCUUUUGAGUUUGCAGUAAGUUACACUUUGGUAAAACUGUACACUGAGGUCGCCCACUUUUAGCCCUUCAUCCACCAGACACCAGGAAGGACUUCUCCAAAGGGAGAAACCAAGACACGUCUGCCUUUCCUCAUUCCUCCUGUCUCACAAGGCGCUCAGAAGAGAAAAGGAGAACACCUUGGCCUGCUCUUGUUUUUAUGGAACCACUGUGGUUUAUUGGUGCAGCUGCUUAUUUUCUGAAUGCUCACCAAAGGCUUGAUUAAACCAUUUUAAGGUUUCUCUGCUGUGAGUUAACAUCAAGUUGAUGAGUCUUUUGCUUCCAGAAUGUACCUUAUUUUUCUUUUUAAAAGCUGAGGCAGUUUUGUGUGUCCCCAUCGUCUGUCACUUUUCCUCAUUUCUCGAAGAUUACUGCCUGGCUUUUGGUCACAUUGGCAAACAGUGUCCGUGUCAUGAGAUGUAGCUUUUUGAGGUCAGAAUGCCGGAGCUUAUAAAGGGACCGUUUGGGCAUCUCCUUAACUGACUUGAGCUUCAUUUCCCUGCCAGCUCCUUUUUUGUUCAUUCAGUUUCAGUGUCAACCUUCCCUUUUUGAUACAGAAGACCAAAGCAAAACUGAGAGUUAGAAACACCUACUUUCUGUCUGUCAUUGCUUCCACUGACGGGCAUAUCUUUUUGCUUAUUCCUGGUCCCCAAACAGAAAUUGUUUAAAAUGAACAAAUUUUAAAAAAUAAAUAAAUAAAGCAAGAGAACAAAGGCCUAUUUUAUAUUCUGUCAUUUCCCCCAAGCUCUGUGUGUGUGUUGUGUGUGUACAUCACCCUUCUGUAUUUACCUACACUUACUUCCUCUUGCUCUGUGUAGACACAUUUGGGGAAAAAAGUCUGAACUCAUCAGGGGCUCCUUCUGGUGCGUGAUUGUCUUGUUCCGUUACUAGACCACUUGUGAUUGUGGGGUCAGAAUGUAAUUUUAGCCACUACGUAAUUCAUUCCUGUCUCAACUUGUUGAAGUUCAAGUGCUUAUGACUUCUUUUCCAGGAAUGUUAGAGAACCUGAGUAAAUUCCCACGUCUUCCCAAGCUUUAUGAUGGAAUGAGGAAAUAAGAAUUUUGGCCCAAUUGUGGAACCCUUAUUUCUCUAGCUGGGUUCAGCAUGUUUUUGGAAUGACUGUCCUGAAAUAAAAUGAAAUGGAUUCAA